Molecule: messenger RNA, 1125 nt
Organism: Labeo rohita (rohu)
Lineage: Eukaryota; Metazoa; Chordata; Actinopteri; Cypriniformes; Cyprinidae
Gene: pfdn2
Product: prefoldin subunit 2
Exons: 4
Coding region: 71-544 (157 amino acids)
Biological process (GO): protein folding
Cellular component (GO): cytoplasm; prefoldin complex
Molecular function (GO): protein folding chaperone
Source: RefSeq, a predicted model, not a curated record
GGAAUGUUCGCGGUCAGGCCCUCAUGUGACCGUUGUGGGUCCUGACUCGUGCGGUGAUGUGCAGUUCAUCAUGGCGGCGAACAGUAGCAACAGCACGAGCGGUAAAAGCGGUGGAAAGCAGUCCGCUCCGUCUGCCGAGCAGGUGGUGGCAACUUUCCAGAGGAUGCGACAGGAGCAGCGCAGUAUGGCCUCAAAGGCUGCAGAGUUUGAGAUGGAGAUCAAUGAACACAGCCUCGUCAUUGACACGCUAAAGGAAGUCGAUCCGUCACGGAAGUGCUUUCGUUUAGUUGGCGGUGUGCUUGUAGAGAGGACCGUCAAAGAAGUUCUCCCUGCAUUAGAAAACAAUAAGGAACAGAUUUCGAAGAUCGUGGAGACGCUUAACUCACAAAUGCAGGCGAAAGGACGGGAGCUGACGGAGUACCGUGAACGCUACAACAUCCGAUUAGUCGGGGAGGACGACAAACAGGGCAAAGCGGACGCCAGUCAAGCCAAAGAGAGCGAAGGAGGAGGGUCUAAAGGUGGCGCCGGAGUGCUCGUCUCAUAGUGGAUUUUUCUUUAAACGCUGGUUAGAAAUCGUUGACGCUUUAAUAUUUGAGAGACUGAGUUGGCAUGUUUCUAUUUAGUCUUACAGAUGCCAGUCGUAAACACGAAAGAGAGUGAAAGUCGGUUUUCAUGCACGUUUUGUACAUUCAUAUUAUUAAAACACAACUCACGACAACACCUUUCCUAUCUGAACAUUCACAGCAGUUCACAUUAGCAAAGUGAAGUCAUAUCCGUGUGAUUUCAAGGCAAUCGUUUGCUUUUCAGUUCAAAUAAAUAGUCAAAAUGUUUCGUUUCAAGUCUAAAUGCACUGCAUAAAUUCACCAUCUUAAAAAUGGUAUUCGAGGCUUGACUUUCACUUUCUUCUGCUUUGGGAAGACGUAAUGUUUAGUCGUAUUUGGUGCAGAGUGAAAUGAGCAUGACGGCCAGCGACUGUCUCGUAGCGUGGAGCUCUGACUGUUGAGCGCAGCUGGGCUCCAUCGUUUAUCAUGUCACGACUGUACGCCUGUGGACGAAGCCUUUUUAUGUUCGUUUUGUUUUUGUGGUUGUUUUGGUUAUUGAAUUAAAAUACAAAAUUCAGCAAGA